CGAAGGGGGAUCGAAGAUUGCGACUUCUUUCCAGAAAUUGAAUCUUGCUCCCAGAGUGGUUCUUGUGGUCCUCAUUCCCGUCGUUUUUGGGGCGUGUUAAGCUCUGGCUGUGGCAUUUGUCUCUAGUUCCCGCCUGCUAAACUGACUCGUUCCCGUCGCCUGAAGCUGGUGUCCCGUCCACCCGCCAACGCUAAGACACACUGCGGACGCCCCUCCGUCACCAGCCCGAACAACAUUCCUGAGUCCUCCCCUCGUGGGAAUCCGAGCACUGUUCCGUCUCUGUCCUGUCAACCAUCUGCCCCAGGACAAGAUACCGGCCUGUGUUUGUGGUGCGACGCUGCCAAAGACGCUGCAUUGACUCGCCAUUGCCAUGGACGAAUCCUCCCAGAAGCGCAUCAGCGCCAUUCCGCGUCUGUCGAAGCUCCCCCGUCCCGCCUCGGGCAUCCCCAAGCCAGCUUCGACCUUGCCUCGACCGGCCUCGACAAUCCGCUCGCAGCCCUCCCGAGAGAGUCUUGGUGGAGAUCUGCGGAAUCCACGCCUCCGACCCUCAUUGUCUCGGGACUCGCUCCGCAGCAGUGUUGGCGGCCCCGGAGACGUGCGGAAUCCACGACUGCGGACAGCAGUAUCGCGAGAGCACCUGAGUACUGGCACCAGACGCACCUCGCUUGCUUCCAAGCCUCCAGCUCAACUGUACACUCGUCCACCCAGUACCUCCCGACCCCCCUCUACUCCCCAGCGAUCCACGAGCACCAUCGAUGAGCUGUCAACAACACCCCCUUUCGACCCCCCGGGCGAGGCACUUGCUCCAGAAACCGACGGGCACAUCUUCCGACGCCGGUUGACUUUGACAAGGAGACCUUCAGAAGUCUUCGCCACGUCACCGUUGCCUGACACAGGCCCGGUCUUUGACAAUGCGGACCAAGUCAGGCCAAUGACCGCCUCGACCGAGGGAAGUGGUGCGUCAGGCCCCUCCGACACCCUGAAGCCUCGCUCCAGCAGACCUAGACCUUCGCUGUCUGAGCGAACAAUGGAAACAUUGGCCCAGCUCCCGUCAUCCCCGGCCCAGAGUAAGAAGGCCUCCGCCUUCUUCGACCAGGGCAGACCGCAAUCCCGCACCGACGGUAGGAGAUCAAGAGCCGAUAGCACCAGCUCCCGUCCCGGAUCGAGCUAUACUUCGGAUGGGUCGGGCAGACUUCCUUCAAGGGGUGGCAGCCGGCCAGGGUCAAGCGGCGGCCAGCCAGAAAUGGGAUUCUCGAGCUUCCGUGCCUCCACCAACUCAUACAAGCCUCCUCUGAGUACCAUCAAUGGAACUCCUCAUGGCCAGAGGAGAGUUUCUAGUAUCCAUUCCGCCACAACACCCAAAACCCGAGUCCCUGGAUCUCGACCUGGCUUGGGCUCAGCCUCCAAGCUGCCAUCCUUGCCUGAUGGCAGGAGUCCCAGCCCAGUGAAGACUGCCAUGCUACCCCCGCCAAAGGCUGGCUCCAAGACCAUGGCCGUUCGACCGCUAAAGUCAAAACCAUCCGUGAACGGCCUCUUCAAGAAGCCUUCCCUCCCGGCCCUUGACCGAGCCGCACUCCAGAGCGCAUCUCGUCAGACAUCUGGAAACUCCUCCAAUACUUCCUGGGAUGGCACUAUCCCGCCGAGCGUUGCCACCACUCCCGAAUCUGCCGAACCCACGUCGCCCUCUGCGAGCCGCAAAUCCUCCUCCGCACUCCGUGAGCAGAUUGCCAAGGCCAGGGCGGCCAAAAAAGCCCAGAUGCAACAAGUCUCCGAGGCCCAAGCGCAACCUCAACAGUCCCCAAUCAUUCCAUCGGACGAUGGCUUUGAUUUCGGUAUGGUCCAAGCUGAUCCUUUCAACCAACGCCGAGGAGAUAGCCCCAGGAUAAAGGUUCUGAAGAACCGUGUCGCUGCUGGGAGAACUUCAGGGCGACUAAACAUUGCAGCCUUGGAGCUGAAGGAGAUUCCUAUGGAGGUAAUGAAGAUGUACGAUCUCGAGAGCAUUGGCACGUUCGAUGGUAGCUGGGCCGAGAGUGUUGACUUGACCCGGUUCAUCGCUGCCGACAAUGAACUGGAGGAGCUAGACGAGUUUAUCUUCCCCGACACCAGCCCCGACACAUUUGACGAGGUCCAGGCGAGUCAAGGUAAUAUCUUUGGUGGCCUAGAAACCCUAGACCUGCAUGGAAAUCUCCUGGUUGGCGUGCCCCUUGGUAUCCGACGGUUGACGUGCCUGACAUCUCUAAAUCUGUCGUCAAACCGCCUCACGAAUAACAGCCUCGAUACCAUCUCUCAGAUUAGCUCACUGCGAGACCUAAAGCUUGCAAACAACCUCUUCUUCGGGCCCCUUAACUCGAACAUCGCCAACCUCACCGAACUCGAGAUUCUUGAUGUGCAUGGAAACAACAUCUCUGCAUUGCCUAACAAGAUUGAGAGUAUGACCCGCCUCCGAAUUCUCAACUUGAGCGAGAACAGCUUUGAGUCGUUGCCGUUCGAUGAUCUCGCGACCUUGCCGUUGACGGAACUGAGCGUAAGGAGAAACAAGCUAAAGGGCACCCUAAUCGAGGAACCCAUCGAGAGCUUCCCUCAGUUACACACAUUGGAUGCCUCGGCGAAUCAGCUGACAAGACUUGUCCCUUUGGGCUCGAGCAUUCAACUACCCGUAAUGCAUUCGCUCUCACUUUCGAUGAACCGGAUGCAAGGGCUCCCCGAUAUGACGUCCUGGACGAACCUUCUGACACUCACCGUCGACGAGAACAGCAUUUCCAGUAUUCCCAACAGCUUUCUUGGUCUCGAAAAGCUCCGCCACGCCGACUUCUCUAGCAACGAUAUCAAAAUGAUUCCUCCUGAGAUUUCGAGGAUGGAGAACCUGUCAAUGAUCCGGCUAAGCGGCAACCCUCUUCGCGACAAGAAGUUCCUUUCGAUCACGACGGAGGAACUCAAAGAGGUCCUGGCGGGGAGGCUGGAGCCUCCACCCCCUUAUCAGGAGCCUCUGACACAAGUUGGAAUCAUGAACAUGAUUGGCGAUACUAAGAAAGUUGCACAAGUGGAAGACAGGCCGCCACUGCCUACUACUGAUGCAACCGGGAACAUCGGACAUGGCGAUGAGGACAGCAGUCUUCGAUCGCGAUCGCACACUCUCUCGAACCAGUCAUGGCCUGUGAAGCCAGGUGGCCUCCUCGAUCGAUCACGGACCGAGUCAUCAUCGCUGCACCCAGUAGUGUCCUCUCAGGUUGCAGCUGAGCACCAGGUUCGACAGGUGUUUUUAAACCACAACCUAUUCUCCUGCUUCCCAAAUUCGCUCAGUUUCUUCGCCAGCACCCUGAACACACUUGCAAUCUCAAAUAAUCAGCUGGUUGGAGAGACCUACUUGACCGAGGAUAUUGAGCUCCCUGUCUUGAAAGAGUUGAACCUGUCAUCCAACCACAUCACGGGCCUGGGAGCGCUGACCAAGUUCCUCCAUGCGCCAAAGCUCGAAAAGGUGGACUUGUCAGUGAACCGGCUCAACGCCCUCCCUCUCGACCUCAAAGAGACAUUCCCAUGCCUCUCUGUGCUCUUGGUCGCGAACAACCAUAUUGUGGAUCUUGAGGCGGAUAUGAUCAAAGGAUUGAAGAUUGUCGAUGUUAGUAACAACGACAUUGCCCACUUGAGCCCCCGCAUCGGUCUUCUCGGAGGCCCAGGCGGCCUGGAGAGGUUUGAGGUGAUGGGCAACCGGUUCAGGGUCCCUCGGUGGAAUGUGCUGGACCGCGGAACGGAUGCGACGCUGCGAUGGCUACGUGGGCGUGUUCCCGUCUCAGAGAUGUCCUCUUGGAAGGGAGAAGAUGAAGAGCCCGAACUAGAUUAAAAUGGUACAGCGGGCGUUGUUCUGAUUUGGGAGAACUAGGUUAUAUCGGAAAAGGCAUGAGAGUUUAGGUGCUUGGUUCUGCUCAUGGGUGUUUGAUUCUACGUUAUUUAUUAUAUCCUACGCUGUUGUAUUAUUUGAGGGACCUAGAUACCAAGCAAUAUAUGGUUUGAGACAAUGACAUUCCAGAAGGGCGG
This is a messenger RNA of Ilyonectria robusta, 4032 nucleotides long. RefSeq lists its product as uncharacterized. NCBI's taxonomy places the organism in Eukaryota, Fungi, Ascomycota, Sordariomycetes, Hypocreales, Nectriaceae. The record is from RefSeq and is a predicted model, not a curated record. The transcript is spliced from 3 exons. Gene Ontology annotation, molecular function: protein binding. Bases 371 to 3838 code for a protein of 1155 amino acids.